AUGGUAAUAAUGUUAAAGUUACAAGAAGAAAUUGAAAAUGUUGCAAGAAUAGCAAAUAUACAUGAAUUCACCGUCAAAUUACCUCAGGUGAGUAUUUCAUUGUAUUUUGCAAUAGGAAAUGAAGAACAACGAAUAAGCAUAGCUCCAGCUUUUGUUCGUAAUCGAGAAAUAGUUCUAUUUGAUGAAGCAACGUAUGCGCUUGAUUCACAAUCGGAUGCCGUUUACAAAGCACAGUCUAACAAUCGAACAUCACUAACAAUUGCUCAUCGAUCUGGAGUACCCACUUCAUGUUCUCCUAAGGUGGAUACCCCAUCGUAUGUUUUUCCCCAUAAUCCACAAUCGGGUUUACAAGCACCCAUUUAUCAAUUGUUUGCUGGAAUACAAGCUUUACCAGCUAUGGAUAAAAUGGCAAUGAGAGGCAGAUGUCGGCAUGAAACAGAUCAAAUGGUGUCAUUUAUGAAAGAAACAUUUGACUUCGAAAACAAGCGAAAUGCACAAGGUAAUUCUGAAUACUUUUUGGAUGGUGUCAAAGCUUUUGAACUAAGAAAACCGAUUAGCUCGAUGUAUAGAGGAACAGUAAUACAAUUUCCGUCAAUGAAAAUGAAGAAAAAACAAUGUUUUUGUAUGACAGUUGAAGAAAUUCUACGUUGGCAGCAAACAUUUCGGGUUUAUGCAGAUGCUGACAUUUAUAAGCAUGACAGUAAUGGGGACGAAAAAGCUUUAUUGAAAAAAUCAUUGUCAGGCAAAUCUGCAGCUGGUAGAGAAGCGUUCAAAAUGAAAUUUGUUUGUCGUAUAUCUCAGAAUCCUAUUUUCAUGGAGUUUGAUGCCAAAGUUAUUCCUCGGCAACUCAACGAAUCAUGGCCAAAUAAGAUUUAUUUGGCUAGUGUCAGUGGCAUAGAUUUUGCCGGCAGGGAACAUGAUGUUGCAGAUGUCGUUUACUAUUUUAAAAAUUGGCAGAAAGUGUUUGAAUUAGGGAAAGAUGGUCUUCCUCUUCCUUUUAAUGGUCGAGAUUUCCAUCAAACACCGGCAAAAGUGAAGCCAGAUAUUGAUAACAACCAAUUAUCUAAGGAUCUAUUAAAAAUGGCGCGUGUUCGAUUGACAGCAUGUGAUUUAGAAGGUAUACAAAUCGUCGUAGAAACAGGAAUUGGUUUGGGUGUGUUUUCGGGAGAACAUUUAGGUAUCAGUCAUCAAGUAAAGCAAUUAUCCGCUAAAGCUCUCAAACAACUUUUGGAAGAAGAUGAUAAACAAUUUCCAAAUAUUAAGGGUGUUAUCUUAUCACUACCGAUAUUCGUGAGAGAUAAAUAUAAUAAUUUGGAAAUUUUUCGACAGGAAUUCAGUGAUUACAGAGGGAGACUUCCUCUUCUGAUCAUCGACCAAGAUAUGCACAAAAUUGCCGUCUACUGUGCUAAAAUGAAUUAUAUUGUAAGUGAGUUAAAUCCAGCGGAUUCACACGGUGUGUUUGGUGAAUAUUGGCAGAAUAAAGGACCGGCUGUUGAGGAAAAACUAGCUCUGACAACCGCUGGACUAUUAACUCAACAUCAUGCCGUAAAUCUUCAAGUAUUAGAUAUAAAUCAUUAUCAUCUACUAGACUUUUCAAAAUAA
Didymodactylos carnosus is the source of this 1602-nucleotide messenger RNA. The record is from the annotation of a GenBank genome assembly. NCBI's taxonomy places the organism in Eukaryota, Metazoa, Rotifera, Eurotatoria, Philodinida, Philodinidae.